AUGACUGAUGUUUCGUGUUCUCGUCUUUCUGUUUAUUUUUUUUCACAUGCCAGAUCCUCAUAUCUCAGAGCCAGGUGUGUGAGCAGACAGGAGCUCCAGAGCACUGUACGGCAGGUCCAUAAGGUGCUCUUGGCUCAUGAGACCUCCUAUGUACAGACCCUCCGCAGCCUCCGCAAGAAACUCAACCUGCUACAGAACAGCACAGCCAAAGAGGGCAGCAACACCAGCACAGUGUGUCCACUGCCAGAGCCACUAGCCAAUGGCAGGAUUCUGGGCAGAGUGUUCCCGUUGGGCCAUGAAGUUCACUCCCUCUGCCAACCUGGUUUUCAGCUCUCAGGCCCGAAUACAGUGUGUCUGGGCUCGCUCAAGUGGAGUGGAGAAAGGGCAGCCUGCAAGAUUGUAGAUGCUGGAAUAAACAAUGAUACUACUUCCUCUCUGCCCUCGUCUGCUUCAUCCUCUUCCCUGACCUUAAUCUCAGCCUACGUGCGCCCCUCCCGCUGCAUUGAGCAGGUAGAGAGUGAGUCCGGGUUUUACUGUACCAUUCACAGCAACAGGGUGGUUUUUCCCAUGCGUGUAAAAAAACAAUCCCGUGGAACCUGUGUUUCAGACAUUGAUGAAUGUGAGCUCUUCCGCCUGACUCAGCCUGGUCGCCUGUGCUUGCACACCUGCAUGAACACAGCUGGGAGCUACCACUGUGCAUGUCCUGAGGGAUACAGUCUCAGCAGAGAUAGCAGGAACUGCCAGGACAUUGAUGAGUGUGAGAGAGGAGUUCAUAACUGUACACAUGAGCAGGUGUGUGUGAACACAUGCGGAGGUCACCGAUGCAUGGAGGUCAAGUGCCCGCACUUCCGUAACGCAUCCUAUAUCAAGACCUCGCCUCUGCGUUGUGUACGGAAUCCCUGCAUGCACGGGGAGAAAGCCUGUGUCCAGGCUCCUGUCUCUGUCAACCUCCACUUCAUGUCCAUCGUGUCCAACAUGACCACGCCCCGGGUGCUCUUCAGGCUGUCUGCAGUGCCUGUGCUGGUCAACACCCUGCGCUUCGGCCUGCUGGGGAGCGGGACAGCCCACUUCACCGCGCAGCGCUCGGGAAGGCAGAGCGGGCAACUGAUGCUGUUGGAGCCCGUCCAAGGCCCUGGCCUGCUGGAGGCUGAGGUGGAAAUGAGCGAGCUAGAGAGCAGAACGCUGCUCGGGCGGUACGUCACCAAGGUCGUGCUCUUCGUGUCCCCGUACAGCUUCUGAAACAGAGAGGGAGCAAGUGAUGGACUGGCUGAUGUCAAGGCUCACUGGAGAACAAGCUGAAAUUCUGGCAUAAGAUAGAACCAUUUAAUACUUGCUUUACAGGUGUCACUGUCCACAGUAAAAAUAGAAGCUUUACAUUUCUGCAAUUGCUUUAC
Electrophorus electricus (electric eel) is the source of this 1394-nucleotide messenger RNA. The record is from RefSeq and is a predicted model, not a curated record. NCBI's taxonomy places the organism in Eukaryota, Metazoa, Chordata, Actinopteri, Gymnotiformes, Gymnotidae.